GCUGGACAAAACCCUUCAAGAUAUCGUGUACAAAUUAGUGCCUGGACUUUUCCAUUCGGAAAUGCGGAGGCGACAGGAGUUCUACAAGAAACAUCCUGUCCACGAUCUGCACCUUCAUCCAGAGGCUAGAGGUGUCGCCAUAGAUAGACUGAUCUACUCCCCCGAUGACAGUAUCAGUUUAUCGUUGGAAUAUUACGACAU
Messenger RNA from Nilaparvata lugens (brown planthopper), 201 nucleotides. RefSeq names its product polycomb complex protein BMI-1-B-like. Gene Ontology annotation, biological process: negative regulation of transcription by RNA polymerase II. The record is from RefSeq and is a predicted model, not a curated record. Gene Ontology annotation, cellular component: PRC1 complex. The annotation marks the transcript as partial. The transcript is spliced from 2 exons. NCBI's taxonomy places the organism in Eukaryota, Metazoa, Arthropoda, Insecta, Hemiptera, Delphacidae. Gene Ontology annotation, molecular function: promoter-specific chromatin binding.